AUGGCUCUGACUGCUUCUCAUUUGUUUGCAGCCUGGUAUUGCUCUGGAAAGGUUUCCAAUAUGGCUAUAACUAUCAACGGGAAGCCCGCCACGGCACUGCCUGAUGAAAAUGCUGUUCUUGACGUGAUCAUUAUUGGAGCCGGCCCGGCCGGGUUGGCAGUUGCUUCACGACUGAAUGAGGAAACACCUUCAGCCAUGUUCACGGAUGAAGAACAUCAGCGGUAUCACUGGAUCAAGAAACACAGCGGGCGGAUGGCACUCGUGCAGGCGCACCACCGUAAAAUGAAAGGGGUCAAGGCUGCCAGAUACCCUGGGAUUCAAAUCGGGCACAAAAGCCCCGUCUUUUCGCCAGCAAAGGAGCCGCUGUUCUCAACCCUUGUAUUGGACUCGUCGGGGGACCGAUGGCUGUCGAAAUGGAGAAGAUAUUUUAAGAUGUUGGAGAUCCAGCAGCUCAGGAGCCCGAUGUUUUUCCAUGUCGACCCCGGAGAUCGAGAUGGGAUGCUCGCGUACGCAAGGGAAACAGGGCGGGAGAAGGAGCUCUGGGAACUCCAUAACUGUGUUGGACGCGAAUUGAGCAAACAUAAAAAGAAGAAAAAGUCCAACGCGCGCAUCACGGGAGAGCCUGAAAUCGACGAACGGGACCGGAAAGACUACUACUCCCCCGGAACCGAGCUCUUUCUUGAUUACUGUGAUGCUGUCGCUUCUAGAUACGGAUUGGACAAGCCUGGCCACAUCCUGCAGCGCAACGUCAACAGCAUCAAGUUCGACUACGUCCCCGAACUUCCCAUAACCGACAAGAUCUUUACCGUGACAACCAAAGAAGGGGACACCUUCUUUUCUCGCACUGCGGUCCUGGCUGUCGGCACAGGCGAGGAGAAGGUCUACCCGUGGAAACUCUCGGCUGAUGAAAGCUUGGGCGCAGACCAUAUCUUUGACAUCAAAACGCUUCCGAGCCCAAAGCUGCGAGAGAUGAUAAACAAUGGCAAGGAGACGCAUGUCCUGGUGGUUGGCGGCGGACUUACGUCUGCGCAGAUAUCCGAUGUUGUGAUCAGAAAAGGCGUCACCAAAGUCUGGCUUCUCAUGCGGAGCGACCUGAAAAAAGUAGAAGAAUCAAGCAAUCAACUAACCCUGUGGUGGUGCAUUCAGUCAAGCACUUCGAUGUCGGGCUGCCUUGGGUGGGGAAAUUCAGGAAUUAUGAAAAGGCUGCUUUCUGGUCAGCAGAUGGAGACGAUGAUUGACUGUUUGUUUGCUGAGAGGAAAUCGGUAGAUCGGUUUGACAUGAUCAAUGAAGCUCGAAACGGCGGCAGCAUCAACCCCCGGUACCACAAGGUCAUCAAAAAGCACAUGGCCAAUAGUCGACUGUCGCUGCACACCCGCACAGAGAUUUGCCACAAAACUUGGGCUAUCGCAACAGAGCCUCCGAUCCCAGAUCUGCCUGCCAUUGACUAUGUCUACUUCGCAACCGGCGUGAGAUCCAAUGUGAAGGAGAUGCCUAUGUUGAGGCAUAUCAAUGAAGGCUACCCGAUCGAAGACAAAGGCGGCCUUCCCUGCAUCACGGACGACUUGAUGUGGAAGGACGCCGUUCCGCUCUUUGCACGGGUCGACUGGCGGCGCUGCGGCUGGGCCCAGCUGCUCAGAACCUCGAGGGUGCAAGGACCGGGGCCGAGCGCAUCGCAUGGGCGCUGGAUGAGGUGGUAG
This is a messenger RNA of Nannizzia gypsea CBS 118893, 1698 nucleotides long. RefSeq lists its product as hypothetical. Lineage: Eukaryota; Fungi; Ascomycota; Eurotiomycetes; Onygenales; Arthrodermataceae. The transcript is spliced from 5 exons. The coding region runs from base 1 to 1698 and encodes 565 amino acids. The record is from RefSeq and is a predicted model, not a curated record.